Messenger RNA from Peniophora sp. CBMAI 1063, 3042 nucleotides. Lineage: Eukaryota; Fungi; Basidiomycota; Agaricomycetes; Russulales; Peniophoraceae. The record is from the annotation of a GenBank genome assembly.
AUGUCGCGCGUGCUCGCAGAACUCAAACGUUCAGAGACACCCGUUAAGGCCGAGCACUCUCCAUCACCCAAACCCGAGCCUGGUCUCGAUGUCAAACCGGAUUUACGCGGUCGGAAACGGCUGAGCGACAUGACUCUUGACGACCUCGACGACCGCGACACAAAGCGGCCUGCGCGGGCAGAUAGCUCCCCAGAACCGGAGGAGUCUGGCAACUUGCCACCUGAACUGCUCUCACAUAUUCGCUCUACUUCGAGCUCUAUUCAGCCGGCUGCGGGCGAACCGACAAAUAUGGAGGCCGCAGUACAAAGCGGCAUUGCAUUGUUACGCGCUGGAGAUAUACGACGGGGACUAGGAGGAGGAGGCUUCCGUGUCAACUAUGACCGUGAAGGUCCGCUCACGCAGAUGGAUUAUGGUGGACCGGACCAGGAGAAGAGGCUGGCAGAGUUUGUGUCGAAGACUCUUGACCAUUUCGCUUCGCAGAUGACCAUCGCGCAGGGUAUGCAGUAUCUGGGUCUUAAGACGCAGAGAGACUUGCUGCCUGGACUAGAAGUCCGCCUACUACCACAUCAGAUCAUUGGCGUUGCAUGGAUGCUCAUGCAAGAACGCAAUGACCACGACCGCGUGUUCGAGAUUAAGAGUGGAGCUCAUAGGCCGAAGUGGAUGGGCGGCAUCCUUGCAGACGAGAUGGGUCUCGGCAAGACCGUGCAGAUGAUUGCGACUAUGGCCAUGAACAUGCCUGGUAUUGACGAGGAGAUCAAAACGACGCUCAUCAUCGUUCCCGCUGCACUAUUACACCAGUGGAAGGAAGAACUUGAGAGCAAGGCUAAUGGCCUCUUCGACGUUCACAUCCACCAUGGCAAGGACAAGCUGAAGAGCGUCGAAGCCAUGAAGUCCAAAGACGUAAUCCUCACGACGUACCAGACCAUCAACCUCGAAUACACGGUACCGCCCGACGUUGAAGACGAGGAGCGGCUGGCGUAUCUCCAGCAAGGCAACGCCGUGCUGCCCAAGAUGAAGUGGUACCGCGUCAUUCUCGACGAGGCCCACUUCGUUCGCAACCGUUCAACGAACGCCAGCAAGACCGUCGCGCUCGUCCGGUCCAAGUACCGCUGGAUGCUCACAGGAACGCCCAUCAUCAACUCUCUUGCUGACAUCUACGGUCUUCUGCGCUUUGGAAAGUUCCGUCCCUGGAACGACUGGAUGUCCUUCAACGACCACGUCGCUCGAGUACAGAACGACGACGCACCUUUGGCUGGCGCUCGUGCGCAAGAGAUCAUCAAGCCCAUCCUUCUUCGUCGCUCCAAGAACGCUAUGCUUGAAGGAGAGCCGCUGCUCAAGCUUCCGCAGAAGCAUAUCAACAUCGUCACGGAGGAGUUCUCCGCGGAGGAGCGCGAGAUAUACGACCAUCUCGAAGGACGCGCGAAGAUGCAGAUCAACAGGUUCAUUCGCGCUGGGACGCUUGUCAAGAACUCGGCGUUCGUGCUUGUGCUGAUUCUGCGCCUUCGUCAAUUGUGCUGCCACCCUAAUCUCAUUCUGGACCAAGCUGGCGACGGCGAGGAUGGCACUGAGAUGAUGUCGACCGAUGCGGAUAAGGAGGUCAGUCGCGCGACGAAAGAGAUGGGCAAACGCUGGGUUGAGGAAGUCAAGCGAAACUUUCUCGGACGCGCCCGCUCCAAGCAACUGGAUUGGACGGACGGGUCGAGCGAUGCGGACAUGUAUUGCCCGCAGUGCUCGGACCCGUUUAUCGGGACCAACGGGCGCAUCUUGGCCUGUAAACACGAGAUCUGUCUUGACUGUUUGCUCAACCUGCAGAACUCGAACAUCGAGCAUAACGGCGUCUUCGGUCAAGGCGACGAGAAGCAGAAUGCUCAAGUUGAGAAGAAGUUUGAGGAGGCUUAUGCCAAGGGCCUUCGUCCUUGUCCGUUCCCGAAGUGUGGCGCCAUGAAUGACCUCCGUCCGCAUCGCGUCUUCCUCAGCAACGCCUUCGAGCCCUCCGAAGACGAGAUCGAAGAUUUCGCCGCCGACGAGCGCGCAAAGAAGAGCGCGGCCCGCUCGCGCGGUCGUGCGACUGGUCCUCCCGUCAAGGCUGCACCCGCCCCAGUGAAGAGGGAGCAGAAGAAAGUCACUCUCGAGACCCUCGAACUCUCGGACCUCAGCGAGUCGGACGACGAUGAUAUGCCUGACAUCAGCUCUAUUGUGCAAGCCUCGGCGAAGAAGGAGAAGCUGACACCGACGAAGAAAGAGAAGGGGAAGGUUAAGGAUGAGUUUGGGUUCGACGAUAUGGAGGACGAGGAUGAGGACGAGCUGGACUCGGACGAAGACGUGUUUGCCAAAGGCAGGAAGGGCAAAGCUCCCGCCCGUGGACGCAAGAGCAACGCGAAGGACGGACAAGGCCCCAGCAGGGACAUGCUCGAUACUUGGCGCCGCGGCGACUACGAUCUUGAGCCCAGCACCAAGAUGCUCGCGAUGAUCCGUCUCUUGAAGGAGGCAGAACAUGCUGGCGACAAGACCAUCGUUUAUUCACAGUGGACGACCAUGCUUGACCUUGUUGAGCACUUGUUCAAUCGUUAUGGUAUCCGGAGCCUGCGCUACGAUGGUAGCAUGACCCGCGAGAACCGCGAGAGGGCCAUCAUCGAGUUCCGUCAUGCAGGUAGCCCCAAGGUCAUCCUCAUCAGCACCAAGUCUGGCGGUGUCGGUCUGAACUUGGUUACUGCGAACCGCGUCGUAAACUUGGACCUGAGCUGGAACUAUGCCGCCGAGAGCCAGGCUUAUGACCGUGUGCAUCGGCUGGGCCAGGACAAGGAGGUCUUCAUCAGCCGUCUGGUUGUCGCCAAUACCAUAGAAGAGCGCAUGCUGCGUCUGCAGGACGUCAAGACGGGACUUGCGGAUGCUGCGCUCGGAGAGGGUUCAGGUCUCAAGCUGAACAAGCUCAGUGUGAAAGAGAUAAAACAUCUCUUCGGUAUCACACGCCUACCCGACCCACCGACCGCGGAUCCCAACCAAACGACUAUGAACCGGCAAGCCCAGCUUCAGCCUCGUUAG